Messenger RNA from Aspergillus puulaauensis, 402 nucleotides. RefSeq lists its product as uncharacterized. Lineage: Eukaryota; Fungi; Ascomycota; Eurotiomycetes; Eurotiales; Aspergillaceae. The transcript is spliced from 3 exons. Bases 1 to 402 code for a protein of 133 amino acids. The record is from RefSeq and is a predicted model, not a curated record.
AUGGUCUCUAUCAAGUCUGCUCUUGUUACUCUUGCAAUGUCCACCACCGCGCUGGCUGGCGUGAGAUGUAGGACCUCCGACUAUGAGGCAACCAAAGACGAGCUCCAACAAUGUAUCGAUGAGCUUCAUGGCCGAGGCACGGAGCUUUGUACCGUGCCAGCGGGAUAUCUCAAUAAGGGUUUCGUCCAUAUUGGCGAUGCCAUGAUCACGGGCAUGCACAACGGGGAUAGCACUGACGAAGAUGAAAGCUCAUGGUGCGGGCAUAUUGCGGACGCUGCGCAGGAUGCUCUUGACGAGUGUGGCGAGGGCAAAGAUACUGCCUCUGGUGCUAAGGAAGCUUAUGGAAACGGCAAUAUUCUUGUUAGUCUUAUUUUCCGGGACAAGGACGGUCCUGAUGAAUAG